AUGGUUUCCACACUCCUUGCACUCUGCCUCUUCGCCUGCCACGCCAUUGCAUUGGUGUCUGCGCACAACACGACCGUGACAUCUACAUCUAUGCUUACAAUCCCCAUCUUCACUCUCGUCGUCGUCAACCCGAGUUCGCCCCCUCUCUCACCGCCACCACCACCAACAAACACAACCACAUCUCUCUUACCACCCAGCCAUGAUCUGCAGCCCUCUGCAAGCGAGACAUCCGUUUCUACAACCCCACGCUCUCUCACUCGCACUCCUAGCCUGGUCACACUCGCAUCACCCGUUCAUGCAACACUACCUCACACUCCCCUUCCCCCUCCAAAUUCCAUGACUACAACGACAACGACAACGACAACGACAACGACAACGACAACGACAACGACAACGACAACGACAACGACACCCAGCACCAACUUCGCAGCCCAAAUCUCAUCUACCCCCUGGAUCGUCCCCGUGACCGCCACACUACUCUGCUACGACUUUCUGCUCGCGCUAGCGCUAGCCUGGUGCUGGGCCAUGGGCUGGUUUUGGUGGUGGAGAAAUCCCAGCCACAGGAAUAGUACUAGGCGGGAAAGAAGAGCCGUACUUGCAUGGGAUGAAGAUGAGGAGAUGGGGGAUGGGGGUGUUGAGUGGGAGGAUCAAGAGGAGGCUAGAAGGAGGAGGAGGAGGAGGAGGAGAAGACAUGUUGCGCUCACGAGGGUUAUGCUGGUGGAUGGUGGGAUUGAGGGCGAGAUGCGGAGGUUGGGUAUGCUGUGA
Molecule: messenger RNA, 765 nt
Organism: Exserohilum turcica Et28A
Lineage: Eukaryota; Fungi; Ascomycota; Dothideomycetes; Pleosporales; Pleosporaceae
Exons: 1
Coding region: 1-765 (254 amino acids)
Source: RefSeq, a predicted model, not a curated record